AUGUGGCUCUUUGUCUGCAGUCCAAAGGGUCACGGGUUGUCGGCACUCCAGCCCGGGCUCUGUCGCUAUGGAACCAAACUGGCCUGCUGCUACGGCUGGAGAAGGGGCAGCAAGGGAGUCUGUGAAGCUACAUGUGAACCUGGCUGCAAGUUCGGUGAGUGUGUGGGACCAAACAAAUGUAGAUGCUUCCCAGGAUACACCGGGAAAACCUGCAGUCAAGAUGUGAAUGAGUGUGGAGAGAAACCCCGGCCAUGCCAACACAGAUGUGUGAACACACACGGAAGCUACAAGUGCUUUUGCCUCAGUGGCCACAUGCUCAUGCCGGAUGCCACAUGUGCCAACUCUAGGACGUGUGCCAUGACAUACUGCCAGUACAGCUGUGAAGACACGGAGGAAGGGCCACGGUGUCUGUGUCCGUCCUCGGGACUCCACCUGGCCCCAAAUGGAAGAGUUUGCAUCGAUAUCGAUGAAUGUGCCUCUGGCAAAGCUGUCUGCCCCUACAAUCGGAGAUGUGUGAACACAUUUGGAAGCUACUACUGCAAAUGUCAUGUUGGUUUUGAACUGAAAUAUGUCAGUGGCCGGUAUGACUGUGUAGAUAUAAAUGAAUGUGCUGUGAAUACCCAUACGUGCAGCCUCUAUGCCAAUUGCCUCAAUACCCAAGGAUCCUUCAAGUGCAAAUGCAAGCAGGGAUAUAAAGGCAGUGGACUUCAGUGUUCCGUUAUCCCUGAAAAGUCUGUGAAGGAAGUCCUCAGAGCACCUGGUACCAUCAAAGACAGAAUCAAGAAGUUGCUUGCUCACAAAAACAGCAUGAAAAAGAAGGUGAAAAUAAAAAACACCAUCGUAGAACCUGCUGGGACUCCUGCCCCGAAGGGUAACUUGCGGCCCUUUGACUCUGAAGAGAGUGUUUCCAGAGAUGGGCACCCAAAUGGAGGGGAAAAGGGGAAUGAGGAGAGAAAGAGAGAGGGGCUGGAGGAAGAGAAAAGAGAUGAGACAGCCCUGAAGAACCACGUGGAGCAGGAACAAAGCCUUCGAGGAGAUGUGUUUUAUCACUUUUGAAGCAGAACGUGGCAAGGGCAAAACCGGAGAAAUUGCUGUAGACGGUGUCAUGCUGGUGUCAGGCUAAUGUCCUGGUGGCCUUUUUAUCAGUGGAUGCUGGAAUGUUACUGUUGUCUUUUAUAUCCUUAUAUUUGACUUUUAAUGUCAGUUCUCUGUUUUUUUUAUAUAUUAUGUCACAGAUGCCCCUCCAUUUAAAAAAUACGAACUGAAAAAUUGUAAUGUACCAAUAGAAACAUUAUUGUAAGCUGCCUUUCUUGUAUAGUUGCCUCGUUAUUUGCUUUAAAUUCAUUUCUGAAUUGAUAAAAUGUGGAAAUGUCAGUUCAGCUUUUUCCCCCAAUAUAUUUUAUUUGUCUAUAUGAGUUGAUGAACCUCUCUAUACAACACUUCUAGAAUUACAAAAAAAAGCACAGAGAAAUGUUUAAUUGUGUGACUUUUAGGGCACUUCUUGGAAACCAUGACAUCACAGAUAGACUUUUACCUAAGUUGCUUAACCUGAUCUUUUAUAGCCAAACUUGUAUGUUUAAAUUCUUUGUACUAAUAUCCAAAUAAUCACCUUGUGUCAUGGUUUGUUUUUCUAAGUAAGAAAAUGUGCUAAUUUGAUUUUAUGUUUAGCUAUGUGCAUGAUUAUUUGCUUUGUGGAAAUGUGGUUUUUAUUCUUUUCUCUAUGGAAAUACUUUAUUUUCUUAAAAGUACUUUCUAUUAUGGGAACACAUGGCUGCUUUAUUAGGCUUCAUAAUUGCAAAUUAGCAUACAUUGUUGAGUUCAAGGCCUCAGAGAACGUAAAACUAAGUUAAGCAAGUAGCAGGACUAAAAAAAAGAUGGAUACCCUCUUUUCUAUUUCUCUUUUCUACCAAAUCCAAUAACAGCUUUGUACAGUAAUGAAUCCUGAGUGAAUUGUCUGAGGAUGAAAGGAUACUCUGCUUUAAGAUUCUCAGUCACAAAUAGCUCCAAGAUAGCCCCCAAAUAGAAGGUUCUCCAGAUAUUUUCUUGCCCUCCCCUAAAAGCAAUGGGCCAUAAGAGUAAGGAAAGAGAGAAGGUGGCCCACUUAUUAAUCUUUAAAAUUUGUAGUCUCACUCUUCAAGUCUUUCAUAUUGAAACUCUUGUGGGGUGGGGGGUAGGGGAACACAUUGUUUUUCUUUAGUGUGAAGUAAUCUUGGCACAUAAGGUCUACACAAGACUGUAGCUAUAUCUGUUUGAGAACUGGUAGUUAUAGAAACCCUCAAAACAGUUUUUCUAGGGAGACCAGUUGAAAACCUGCCCCAGCUACAUCAAAUCAGCGCAGAGAAUUGUAAGAGAGAAUAAAAUGGUUAUUUUAAGACAUUAAAAUUUGGAGUGGUUUGUUACACAGCAAAAGCUAACUGAUACAUGUGGUUUCAAAUACUGCAGUAGAAUCUGAGGAAGACUUUCUGUCCAUUCAGUGAUCAAGGAAAUAUGAGACCAU
Molecule: messenger RNA, 2497 nt
Organism: Myotis brandtii (Brandt's bat)
Lineage: Eukaryota; Metazoa; Chordata; Mammalia; Chiroptera; Vespertilionidae
Gene: EGFL6
Product: EGF-like-domain, multiple 6
Exons: 8
Coding region: 1-1056 (351 amino acids)
Molecular function (GO): calcium ion binding
Source: RefSeq, a predicted model, not a curated record